Molecule: messenger RNA, 384 nt
Organism: Vicia faba (fava bean)
Lineage: Eukaryota; Viridiplantae; Streptophyta; Magnoliopsida; Fabales; Fabaceae
Source: the annotation of a GenBank genome assembly
AUGUUAGACAAUCUUAAGCUCAUUCAACUCGGUCUUACUUUCUCUGAUUCAAAUGGUAACCUCCUUGAUUUCGGAACCAAAAACACUUAUAUAUGGAAAUUCAGCUUUUCUGAUUUUGACAUUGAAAAUGAUCCACACAAUCAAGAUUCAACUGAUAUGUUGUGUCUUCAAGGUAUUGACCUCAAGCACAAUUGCUAUCAUGAAGUAAAUUCACGACACUUUUCAGAAUUGAUGGUCAGAUCUGGGCUUGUCUUCAACAAUUCAGUUAUUUGGGUCUCAUUUCAUGACGCAUAUGAUUUCGCCUAUUUAAUGAAGAUUUUGAUGCGGAAAAAUUUACCAAACACUUUGGAAGGUUUCUUAUUUCACUUGAAACUAAUCUUUUAG